Messenger RNA from Penicillium canariense, 1086 nucleotides. RefSeq names its product DUF2406 domain-containing protein. The record is from RefSeq and is a predicted model, not a curated record. The transcript is spliced from 4 exons. Bases 1 to 1086 code for a protein of 361 amino acids. NCBI's taxonomy places the organism in Eukaryota, Fungi, Ascomycota, Eurotiomycetes, Eurotiales, Aspergillaceae.
AUGGCGGCCCCCCAACCGCCGGCCGUUUCUCCUCGCCGGACUCGUGGUUUUAGCGUCAAAUCGGACAAAUCCCAGAAGACCAACGCCUCGGGCCAUAAGUCUAAUCUCUCCGAGUCCUCCGAGGAGAAGGCACGCCGCCAUCUACAGAGCAAAGCUGAUCCCUCGGUCGCCAUGAACGAGUUGCAGCCCAUGGCGGUUGCCCUCCAGGAGUCCACUAUGGGCUCUCUGCGCGCAAUGGAUCACAAAGAUCAGCAGGGCAAUCUCAUCACCGACCCCGACUGGUCCAAUCCCACCCGUCCGCGUUUCGAGCGCCCGCUGGAUACUAUCCGCUCCUUCGAAGCGGCCAUCUACGGCACCUAUGGCAGCACCCGCCCGGUCUCGUACGCACGCACAGAUGACGCCGCCUCGCAGAGGGGCGACUUCAGCCGCCGGACAAGCUACCACGGAGGUGAGGAACCCGCCCUUCCUCACCAUGCAAGCUCCCGAUCCGCCACUAAUCAGCUCUCUGCAGGCGCCAAUGGGCACACGAAUCGCGGAUACACCGAGCAGAACAGCUACCACGGGCGCAACGCCCAGUCCCAACCGGACAACAUCAUCGACGCCUACGGCGGCGCCAGCCAGGCGCCCGACAACUACUACCCGUACAACCAGAAUGGCAGCGGCCGGCGCCCGCGCCACGCCCCGCGCAUGUCCUCGGAGCAGGGCGCCUACAGCAAUGGCAACGGGAGCGGUGCGCCGAACGCCUACCAGCAGCAGAACUACCAGCGCUCCCACGACAACGUCGCCGCCAUGGCCGGCCCUGGGGGCUACGCCGACCCCUACGGCCAGUCGGCGGAUCCCAGCCUCAACAGCUCUAUGGACCAGUUGCAGCAGCAGGCUCUGCAGCAACAGCGGCUUGACGAGCGUGCCCAGGCCGAAUCUGGCCCGAACAUGAACGGACCAGCGCCUGCCGCGCAUCCCAUGUGGGGUGGUGCUUCGCCUGCGAAUGGACAUCUGACAAAGAACCCACCGCCUCCGAAGGCGCAGGCCCCGGCGAAUGGAGAUAAGAGGAAGAGUUGGUUUAAGAAGCGGUUUAGCAAGGGAUAG